AUGGCCUUGGUGUGGCUCACGGUGUUUCUGACGUCUGUCUCCGGUCUGCUGCAAUCGGAGGAAGAUCCCAAUUUACCGAUUAAGAACCUAAGGAUGGAGCCGGCAGAAAGGAGAUUGACCUGGGACCUCCAUGGAAAUGUUCCUGAAAUUCUGUGUUUCAUAAAUUCAAAACGUAUCACUAAGGCCAUCGACAACAAUCAUUACUGCCAGUUCCAAGUACUUCCCUUAUGUGAAGUGAAAAACUUCACUAUCUCCUUGACCAAAGGCCCACCGUUCUUGAUGGGGAUUCAGUAUCCUCUGCAAGAAGGGAACCCUGGGGCAGCCGCACAACGUCUGGACUGCUGGGUGCACGACGUGGACUUCCUGACGUGCAGCUGGGAGGUGGGCAGGGAGGCCCCCGGUGACGUACAGUAUCGCUUAUACUGGCAGGAGCUGAGGACCCACAGGGAGCAGGAGUGUCCACAUUACGAAACGGAUGAUCGGGGGAAACACGUCCGGUGUCAUUUCAAUGAUGUGUCCAGAUUGCCGAAACAUCUCCAGAUCCUGGUGAGAGGCACAAGCCACGGCGCCAGCAUCCCCUGCGUGGACCGUUCUGUCGAAUUAUCAGAAAUUGAUUUUGCCCAUUCUUUAACCUUGGAAGGACCUUUUCCUCUCCUUCCCAUCACCCUAAAUUUCUAUGAAGCCUGUUUUCAAAGUAUCUUCUGGGAGUGGGCUGGGGGGAUGUUGAUUUGUUUUACUCAUAAAAGUCUCUUUGUUUUUUUUUUUCCCCCUGUCCUAGAGAGAUUAAGUUCACCCAAUAUCACUGCAACGUGUAACAAAUCAUAUUCGAUGAUGGAAUGGAAAGUGUUAAGCCACGUCAAUCACAGAUUUGAGUAUGAACUUCAAAUACAAAAGGGCAGCAAUCCUGCGUACACAGAGAAGCUCCAGGAAAACUUCUUCCAGAUUCACAAUCCCGGGAACUACAUGGCGAGACUAAAGGUGAAAGGUUUCUUCCGCAACACGUGGAGCGAGUGGAGCGUCCCCCAAUACUUUGGGCCCCGCGGUCCCAGAGGGGAGCCUGAGGUCUUUGCAGAUCGGGGGCCUGUGCCCUCCUGGACGCGCCCGAGUGCCUGCUGCCUGUCGGGGAGCCCCUGGGGAAGGCUUCAGGGCUGGGUGCAAGCACCAGCCCUGGGACCUGCUGACGUGCCCCGCCCACCCUCUUCCGUAGUGUGCGACCUCGGGGAGGACUCGCGGUGGCCCGACUGGCUGUUGACCGCGCUGGUCUUGCUGGGAACACUGCUGGUCCCGGGGCUCGCGGUCGUGCUGUGUGGAAGGUACUCAGUGUUGCAGAAGCUCUUCCCCCCUAUCCCUCACAUGAAAGACCCCAUCACUGACAACCUUCAGAGCAGCAAGUUGGUGGCCUGGGAGGCCAGCAGAGCAAGCCGGGAGGACUGCCCAGUGGCGGAGGUGCAGGUUCUGGGGGAGACGUGACACAGGACGUCAGACCUCCUUCUCGGCACGGCCAGGGGCCCGCACAGCCUGGCUGCGCUUGGACCAACGGACGACUGUAUGGGGGUGGGGGGAGGGACACCCCAGCGCACGCUCCGCGGAGCCGCUACAACCAAGGAAGAAGAGUUGUGUCAGGCUCAUUUCGUAAAUAAACGCCGUUUCCACCC
This is a messenger RNA of Neomonachus schauinslandi (Hawaiian monk seal), 1655 nucleotides long. RefSeq names its product interleukin 3 receptor subunit alpha (gene IL3RA). The record is from RefSeq and is a predicted model, not a curated record. Gene Ontology annotation, molecular function: cytokine receptor activity; protein binding. Bases 1 to 1470 code for a protein of 489 amino acids. NCBI's taxonomy places the organism in Eukaryota, Metazoa, Chordata, Mammalia, Carnivora, Phocidae. Gene Ontology annotation, cellular component: membrane. The transcript is spliced from 12 exons.